AAAUAUACAACAAUUUAAGGUAGUUGGAGCAGCAUAACAAGAACAUGGAGAACCAAAAGACAGAAACUUGGAUUGAAAAGGCAAAACCAUUCAUAGCUGUUUUGUCAUUGCAAUUAGGAUAUGCAGUUAUGGAUGUUUUAUCAAAAGCUGCAUUGAAUAAAGGAAUGAGCAACUAUGUUUUUGUUGUCUAUCGUCAUGCUGUUGCAUUUAUUGUCAUUACCCCUUUUGCACUCUAUUUUGAAAAGAAAGUGAGGCCGAGAAUGACAAUUUCAAUCUUGUUUAAGAUAAUGGUGCUCAGCUUGCUAGAGCCAGUUAUUGAUCAAAACUUGUAUUUUUUGGGAAUGAAAUACACAACAGCAACCUUUGCAGCUGCCAUGAGCAAUAUGCUUCCUGCUAUUACUUUUAUAUUGGCUACCAUUCUUAGGCUCGAAAAGAUAAAGAUAAAAUGUAUAAGAAGUCAGGCAAAGGUGUUAGGCACGAUAGCAACCGUCGCUGGUGCCAUGACGAUGACAUUAGUUAAAGGCCCAAUACUUUUAGACGCAUUUGGAAGCAAUAGCCACAACCAUCCUAGUGUUGCUAUAACUAGUCAACAUACAAUAGCUGGAGGAGUGUUGAUCACAAUAGGAUGCAUUAGUUGGGCUUGUUUUUUUAACCUUCAAGCUAUUACCCUUCAAACAUACCCUGCAACACUUUCUCUUUCGUCGUGGAUAUGUCUAAUGGGCACGAUUGAAGGUGCGGCGGUGGCUUCUGUUAUGGAAUGGGGUCAUCCUUCAGUUUGGUCCAUAAAAUGGGAUAUGAGGUUGUUGUCGACUAUUUACACAGGCAUAUUCUGCUCAGGGUUAGGUUAUUACCUGCAAGGAGUCGUGAUGAAAACAAGAGGUCCGGUUUUCGUCACAGCAUUUAGUCCUUUGAAUAUGGUGAUUGUUGCUAUUUUGGGAUACUUUCUUCUCGCGGAACAAAUGUUUUUGGGAAGGGUGAUAGGUGCAUUUAUCAUUUGUUUGGGCCUAUACCUUGUUAUAUGGGGAAAAAACAAAGAUUAUGAUGCCUCCUCAAAUCAAAUUAUUGAAGAGCAUGUUGAAUCAGCUAAGCAAACUGCUGGUGAAAAUUGCACUCAUGAGGUCAUCAUUAUUCACUAACUUUGGAACUGAAAUCAACAACCUAAAGAGCAACUACAUGGAUGGCUUACAAAUUCUUGUUGCUUUAUCUAAUUAUAAUGCCUAUUUUUAAUUAUUAUUGGCAUUCUAGGGAGCAAUAAUGCGUCUUCUACGCGUUAAUAUUGACAAAAGUAAAUAGUUCUUGUUUUUUUUUUUGUAAUUGUUUUCGAUCUUUAUAUUGUGAUCUGCUUGGGUAGAGUUUUUUAACAUGUUGUAGGCAGUAUAAAUAAGAAAAUAUCAAAACUACCAAAGUGUGUUUUGAAAAUUUGUAGAUACUUUAUGUUAUAGCAAUUGCAAUAUAUUAUUAACAUGGUGAUGCAAUAUAUU
Vicia villosa (hairy vetch) is the source of this 1481-nucleotide messenger RNA. Its product is annotated as WAT1-related protein At2g37460-like. The record is from RefSeq and is a predicted model, not a curated record. Gene Ontology annotation, cellular component: plasma membrane. Lineage: Eukaryota; Viridiplantae; Streptophyta; Magnoliopsida; Fabales; Fabaceae. The transcript has 7 exons. Gene Ontology annotation, molecular function: transmembrane transporter activity. Bases 45 to 1136 code for a protein of 363 amino acids.